AUGGCGCGAGACGAGGAACUCCUCUCUCUGUCCAGCUUCGGCGAGGACCUCAUCGCGAGCGGGACCUUCUCCUCUCUGGACUCCCUCGACAUCUUCUCUGCCGGCACACUCACCAACCCAAAGCGCAAGCACCUAGCAGUCACCCCCGAUGUAACCCCUGCCCCAACUCCGAAGUUUCCCCCGCUGGCGGGCUGGGCUACCAUGUCUCGAUCACUAUCAGCGGCAUCCCCGGAGGUCCCGAUUGCCCCCGCUAACGAGCUGAUCAUCGGCGGUGCAGUCGUGAACAACGUCGCGCUUGUGGUGGGGGAGUCGAUCUCAAGCGAUCCCGCGCCCGAGCACAAGGACCAGGAUCUGUAUAGUGAUGUCAAGGUCCUGCCGGUGCCGGUGUCUGGGGUCCACCGAGGCGGCGGAUCGCUCCUGGUCGCCUCGAUCGGCAAAACAGCCGCGCCGCCCAUGCUGCUGCUGCCAGCGGAGAAUGAUGCGGAAAUUGCCUUCCCGGAGGCAGCGAAGCCGGUCGCGCUCCCGGAUGUCAAGAAAGAGAUCACGGCGGCGAAGGGGAAGGUUGGGGCCGCCGCGGUUGAUUCAUAUGUUCUCAGUGGCGACAUCAAGAACUUCUUCGGCAUUAAGGGGCUGAAGGCCAAGCUGUAUUCCUUCAGAAGUGAGGAGAGUCAAAAGAAAGAGGACAAGAAGAAGACACAACAGGGUGAGAAAGACGGCGACGAGAAGGAGGGAGAGGAGCCCAAACCGGACAAGAAGCCUGCGGUCGGAUUGGAGGAUCCCAAAUCAAACCCCAAGAAAGACAAAUCGGAAGAUUCCGAGACCAAAGGCAAGAAGGACGGACAGGCAAAAGAAAAGGACGACAAGAAAGAUGAGCCGAUCCAAGAAAAGGUCAAGCUGAAGGAUAUGGAUUCUCCGCUGGGCAUCCUCUUCCCCGAAAUCGAGCAGUCGACUAUCCAGAAACUCCCGCUCAAGAACCUGGAGUUUACCUACAGCAACAAGGAGAAGGACAGUCUUUUCCCGGUUGGACUGCGACUCGAGGGUGAUUUGGAGUUUAAGGAUGGAUUGCAGUUUGUCUCGGAUGGGCUCAAGAAUGUCUUUGGUGCCGACAAGGGGACAACCCUGCCGUCCAAGUUACGGGUCAGCGCGUUGAUUGCCAAGGAGCGAGACUGGAGCAAGAAGCCGAAGAUUGAGGGCUUGGUCCUGCAGGCGUAUGCGGACAUGACGUUGCCGAAGUGGGAUUUCCUCGAGUUCAAGACGGUAGGCAUUGAGUUGUCGGCGAGGAAGGAGGAGAAGAAAAAGGAUGACGAGAAGGAGGGUGAGAAGGGUGAGAAGGGCGAUAAGAGCGAGCAGAGCAAGCAGAGCAAGCAGAGCAAGCAGAAAAAGGCCGACAAGGAUAAGGAUCAAAAGGGCAAGGUGAAGGAUGCCCAGCCUGAAGAAGGUCUCGAGUCUGCAUCCCUGGAAGCGGUAGCCAAGGUGAAUGUGCUCGAAGAUGAAUCCAGCCCUGAAGAUCCUGUCGAAGUUCCCAAGUCAAAGGAAACUGAGCCCAAGGCGCCGGACGGAAAGGACAAAUCAUCCAAGGACAAAGGUAAUGACAACAAGAAAGACAAAGAAUGGAAACUGGGAUUCGGACUAUUCGGCAAACUGAACAUCACCAAACUGCCCAAGUCGAAGGGAACCCUGGAAGCGAGAUACUGGAUCCGAGGAGGGGACUGGAAGGACACAGGGGAGGAGAAGAAAGACAAGAAGGAUAAGAAGAAGGAUGGUAAGAAGGACGAUAAGAAGGAUGAUACGAGAGACGACAAGCAAGAUGGUAAUGAUACAGACAAGAAGACUGACCAGGCAGGGAAUGAAAAAGAGGAGAAGAAAGAUGAUAAAGCUGUCGGAGGUAAGACAAAAGCAGACAAAGCAGACACUCAUCCAAGAGCCAAGAAGGACGAGAAGGCCGCGAAGAGCAAGAACGAAAAAGACGAGCAGGGUGGUGGAAGCAAACAUGAAUUGCUCAUCAAUGUCGGCAAGUGGGAUAACUUCUGCGGUGUCGCAAACCUGAGUAUGAAGAAAGCGGAAUUGCGCGCCUUCUUCGAACCAGGAGAGUUCAAAAAGACUUGCACGCUGACUGUAGCUGGCUCUCUUGAGUUCCCCCAGGGUAGCCUCGAUAAGGAGGAGAAGAAAGACAAAAAGAAGGAUCACGAUAGAGAGGAGCCGAAUGGCAGCACAGAAACGGCAGAGAAGGACACCGAGGAGAAGGCCAACGUCACCUUGAAAACAGAACCCAAGCCGCCAGCCGCAGCUAAAGGCCAGGCCAAAGGAAAGGAGUCAAAGGCCGAAGAGAAGGGGAAGGAUGGCGACAAGAAGGAUGACGAAGAAAAGGAGCCAAAGAAUGCUAACUUGGAGAUCAAAGGCCAAUUGUCCAGAAAAGAUUAUCAUUUCGACGCCAAGGUGGGAAACUUGAAGCUGGAGUCUAUCUUGAAGAUCUACGCCCAUAUCCAUGGAGUUGAACCAAAGACUGAGGGCAUCAAGGACCACAAUUUAACCUUCGAAGAGCUGCACCUCAAUAUUGGUAGGAAGCUGAAAAAGAAGGCGGGUGAGAAGAAAGCAGACAAGAAGAAGGGAGAUGAGAAGAAGGAGGACGAGAAAAAGGGGGAUGAGGAGAAGGACGAUGAGAAGGAGAACAAGGGGCUCAAAGACAGCGAGAAACCCCUGACUGAAGAGAAGAGGUCUGCAGAGGAAACUGUUGCGGACAAAUCCAGCCUAAAACCUGAGGCCAAGGAAAGGAAAGAAGAGGAAGCUGCAGUGACUGACGCGAAAGAAGCAACCAAGGGUGACCAAAAAAGUGUGACUAAGAAGGAAAAUGAGGAAGAAGAGACGGAAUGGUCCUUUGAACUAUCCGGCAAAGUGAGCUUUAACGACGUAAAAAGUGUGCACGGCCUGAUCAAGUACGACAGCACUGGCUUGACCAUCGAAGGCGGGGUGGAGGAUUACAAAGGCCUCUCGAAUGAGUCUGACGCCGCUGGUGGCGAGUCAGCCGUUGCGAAAUCAUCCAAACAAGACAACUCGGGGACAAAGGACCUUGUCAAGAAGGAUACCGGCAAAGACAAGGAGGUCCUUCUCAACCGGGCCAGCACGUUCUCCAUCAGAGGCAAGGUCACCUUCAGUGGAGUGACUGUGACGGCGGCCUUCCUCACCGAGCGUAAAGAGACAAACAAAAAGUCGAAGCAGGCUUCCGAACGCGAGUGGAUGAUUUAUGGUCUGGCUGAUACGGACCUCUGCCUGGCAGAGCUUUGUGACACGCUUCAAGGUACCCCCCUUGAAAACCUCAAAUUGCGGAACGUCGCCGUGAUCGCGGCAUCUGGCGAGAUCAAGUCGGUGAAAGAGCUGAACACCCUGAAGUAUCCGGUCCGGAAAGGAAUCUCAUUAUGCGCGACUAUACCACCCCUCGAUGAGCUCAACACCCUUGCCAAGGAGAAGGUGGAUGGAUUAGUUCUAUGUGCCACCAUUCAGCAGAAAUUGGAGCUCAAGAUCUGCUUGCCUUCGUCAAUGGAUAUCCAUUUUUCCCCAACCGUAACACUGGGCGAUAUUGCAGUCGGCAUUGAGAUCAGCAAGAACCCUAGCCUGUCGCUCGAGGGCGUUUUGACUAUCCUGAUGGAGUCGGGUCAGGAUCCAUUAGUCCUCGAGGGAAUGGUCCGAGCAGGGGUACUGGAGGCCUCCGCUUCUGUUGCGACUAAACAGCCCUGGGUGAACCCGUUCAACGUCAGCAAGGAGGUCACAAUCGCAGACUUCCGGGUCGAGAUACUAAUCGAAUAUGCCAAGUUCCUGGAAGUCGGUCCCUCGAAAAUUGGCCUCGGAGGGCAGCUCGAAGUUGGAGAUUUUGAGGCCGGGGCAGCAAUGGUGGUGAGCCACUUCCCCGACGACCAGCUCAUCUCUGUCAACAUCUCCGAAGUCGACCUCAUCAAAAUCGUGCAAGUCGCCGGCAAGGUGGCCGAGAUACCGCAAUUGGAAAUGAUGACGGGAGCAGAGGAAACAUUCGUGUUCACAGACGCCAAGUUGUACGUCUCGACGGGGGCGACCAUCGCCGACAAGAAGUACCCGCGAGGCAUCUCCGGCGGCGGCAAGCUGACGGCAUUUGGCAAGACGGCCGAGUUCGAGCUGAGCAUCGGUGCUGCGGGACUGGACUUCAAGGGCGCGAUUGACAAUUUCAGCUUAGGCCCGCUCGUGGUCUCGUCGGCCAGUGGCGAGCCCCGGGCGAGCAUGGUGGUACUCAUGACCAAAGAACAGCAGAUUGUUAAAAUAGAUGGCAUGGUGACCUGCUUUGGAGUCGGGCUGGUUACCCUCGUGGACAUCCAGCUGGGAACGGAGACUCCUUCGUUCAACGCCUACAUUGCUGUGCAGUUUACCAAAGCGUUCACGAUCAGCCUGCAGGCCACGACCACGGACUUUAGCAGUGUGCGUGACCUAGCCAAUCGGGGCCUCGACUUCCAGGCUGAGAUCCGUGGCGAUCUGUUUGACAUGAUCUGCGAGAGCAUCAAAAACAUGAUCAAAACGAUCGAGAAACUGGGCACUGAUGGCAUUGAGUCCGUGCAGAACCUCAUCGGGGCCAAGGUUGCUGAGAAGCAGGCCGAGAUGGAUCAGCUGGCGAAGGAGCUGGAGGAUGCACGGGUGAGACUUGAGGCAAACCGUACCCAGCGUCAAGUGGAGAUCAACAAGGAGGAGACGAAGCGGAAACAGGCACAAGAUGAGAUCGCGCGAUUGAGACAGAAUUUGGCCACUGCUAAGAAGAACAAAUCCAAGGUCGAAGCAGAGCUGAAGCAAAAGGUGCAGCGGGCGGAACUCGACAAAGAGGCUCUCAUUCAGCGGAAGAGAAAGGAGUACAGCGACAAACUGGAAGCGGCCAAGGCAGAAGAGGCUCGAAAUCGCAAAGAGCUGGAGAGGCUGAAGAGGGAACAAGCGAACCGAUAUGGAACGGACUUCCUGAAACGGGCAGAGCUGGCUAAGGGCGCCUGGUAUGAGAAGAUGGCCGUCGAGAAGGCCUCCUGGGCGGACGUCCAAAAAGCCUAUUGGGCGAAAUGCAAUGCGAAGUGGUAUAAUUUUGUCCCCUUGGCCGCGGCACUGGAGGCAGAGAAGGGACGCCACGAGAUUGUCAAGGCAGCUACCGCCGUCUACCAUGAAACAGCCAAGGGAUUUGAUGCCACAAUCAACUCUGAUGCCUUUCAGGGGCUCGUCACCGGAAUAGAGAAAGCGGCUGAGGCAGCUGAGAACGCUGCGAAAGGUAUCGAUAACAUUAUCAAAGGCGGCGGAUUCGACGGUUUCGUGAGGGCCUUUGUAGAGACCGAAGACAGAAAACUCCAGGCAGCGAUCAACAAUCUCCAUGCGAUGCAAAGUGAGAACAGCAAGUAUCAGAAGGCGAUUCGGGAUGCACAAGCCAUCCUCGACAAGAAUGGACCCAACCUGGAAGCCGAGAUUCGAGCUGCGGAUGAGGCAAUCACCCGCAUCCAAGAAGACGCAGAGCUCGCGAAGCUCGAACGAGAGUAUGAUUAUCGGCUCAAGGUCCAUGAAGAGGUCCACAAUGCCAUCAAGCAGAUGGACGCGGGGCUGGAAGCCCUCAAAAAGGACUGGCAAAAUGGCAUGCAAAAGCUCCAGGACUUUGUGAAUGAGAUUCAAAAAAGAAUAUCCUCCGUCUUCCACAUCGAGAAGAUUGUGGUUGGUGUCCACACUCAUGCUCUGGUGAACAAUAAGCCGCUCCUGUUCAAAUUCCACGGUACGGUGGCUAAUAGGAGGUUUGAGGUUGAGGCGGAGUGGUCGCCAAAGAUAGCCAUCGGUGACCUUCAUAAGAAGGUAACCAACGAGAUCUUGAAGAUUUGCUAAUCGGGUGCGUACUUCGCGAAUGGCUCUCUCUGUACACGAAGGGUUGGACUAUGCGGCAAUUCAUGGUCUUUGAUUAGUCCCUUUGGAAAAUAUUAGGCGCGCUAGCUAGAGCUAUCCUGGAAUAAGCUAUACAAAUUGUCUUUUGCAGUGGAGCAGUGAGGUCU
Molecule: messenger RNA, 6023 nt
Organism: Aspergillus japonicus CBS 114.51
Lineage: Eukaryota; Fungi; Ascomycota; Eurotiomycetes; Eurotiales; Aspergillaceae
Exons: 12
Coding region: 1-5859 (1952 amino acids)
Source: RefSeq, a predicted model, not a curated record